Acanthoscelides obtectus is the source of this 2407-nucleotide messenger RNA. Lineage: Eukaryota; Metazoa; Arthropoda; Insecta; Coleoptera; Chrysomelidae. The record is from the annotation of a GenBank genome assembly.
UGCUAUUGAAAAAUGUUUUCAAUAGACGCGUCGCGGGCGCCGCCGCUACAAACCUCUACGUAUGAGCACAAAAUCCUGUCUGCGACCGCUGACAUGGCUGACUGAUGUGGUUCAGUAACGAGCGAGAUGGCCGAUACUUUCGGUAGGGCAGGGAAGUUCCUAGUGUUGUCGAAUGGUUGAGGACUAUGGUCAAACUGUAUAGGUCAGUGUGGCUGACUGAAUCGACUUAAUUUUAUAUUAUACAUGUUCGUAGCUUUUACCUCAGAGGGGUUAUCUUGUGCCCUAAUAAUUUAUGAACUGAUGACAGCCUUGCGUGGGAAGUGCAGAGUCGACCUGACGCCAUUUUUUUUUAAAUAUUUGAGUGUUCAGAUAAUUUUGGGAUGUCCAUCGUGUUUACAAUGGACUUAAAAUCUUGGUAGUAAUGUGAAUGUUGGAAACUGAAUCAGAGUGUUGUCCAAAAGAUUAUAAUUACAGAUGAGGAAGCAUGAGAGUUUAAAGUUCUUCUAUAUCUAAAAACUACAGAUAAAAAUUUCAUUAUAGUGUGCAUAACUGUUUAUGUAAACAAGAUAUAGUAUAUUGAAGAAAAACGGAUAUAGUCACGUUGGAAUAUUCCACGCACUCAAUCAUUUCGUUCAGAGACUUUAUCAAUAUCUGGUUACUGUUAUGCCCCUGUAAUGAAGAUGCAACAGUAAUAUCUACUAUUUGAAAACAUGUAAUAGUGAAACACUAUUAAGGUCGUUGACCAUGUUUUAGAAUCUAUUUUUUUUGUGGUUGCUUAGCUUUUUGUGAUGGUCUUAAGUGAUGCAAAUAUUAUUAAAUCCGGCCAGGUAUAGAUCUUAUAACUGCAGUGAUGUAUUCGCGCAAUCUCAGCAUGUUACAGAACCGUUAUAAUGACACACUGUAUAGGAACGUGAGAAAGAAAGGAAAAACAAACACCACAAAGUGUCACCUGGAAGGAAGAUGAACAAAAUAUUUUGUCAGAAUUAUAAUAUUGUACUUUAAAAAGGCGACCUUUGUGGCCAAAACGUCAUCAUUGGUAAACAGUAUUUCAAACAUAUGUGGUUUCAUUUAUCGGCCAGACAAACAUGGAUGAUCUUUAUCUCUUUCUAAAAGAAUCCUAUUGAUACUUUUAGAUUUAGACGAGUUAUAUUUGUGUGACAUUUUUUCUUUGAUAUAUGGUCAUGAAUCGACGAGAUGCUAUUUCGAUCAUUAAAACCACAGAUGUUGAACAAUAUUAGUCUUAAGGCGCGUCCAGACAUGUGUAAUGCAUCGUGUAAUGUAACGCGAAUUCUCCGUUUGGACGGAACUGCGAGCAUUACGUGUAACGCUCGCCGAAUGGUUCGAGGGAAUCCAUCGGAUGUCGGUUUUUUGCCCGACCACAAAGGCGCUCGCGCUGAGCUCGCAGUCUACGUUUGGACGUGAUUCGAGUUGUAUGUGUUAUUGCGACAUCGAGCCCUAGUUCGGGAUAAAUUAAUAACGUCUAUAAAUCGUAUUUAGUGUUAGUUGAGGUGUUAUUUUUAAAAUGUGGAGUGAAGAAAAGUCACUAGAGUUAAUUGAACUGUACAAAAAUCAGUCAGUCUUAUGGAAUCCGAAAGACCCUACAUAUUUUAAAAAACCAUUAAAAAAUGAUGCUUGGCGAAAAAUUGCAGACUCUCUGGGGAUAGAAGCAGAAGAGUGCAAACAUAAAAUGAUUAGUUUAUUUGCAUCCUAUCGCAGAGAGAAGGCGAAAGUAAAGAAGCACCUAGGAACCGGAAAAGGCAGUCAAGAAAUAUAUCAAAGCACAUGGUUUGCCUAUGAAGCACUGGCAUUUUUGGGAGACAGGGACAAUCCAAGAAAAAGACUUAAUUCUAUGGCAGUAGACAUCGACGUCGUAAGUAACAGUGUUUCUAGAAAUGAUCAAAAUGAUAGUGUGAAGGAAUCAGACAUGCCAAGAGAGUCCAUUUCACAUUCGCAACCACCAAAAAAGAAGAGAAGUUACACGGAACCUAGAGAAAUCAACAAAAAAAUUGAAAUGCUAGCUGAAGCCCUCGACAUACUAAAGACAACGACCACUCAGACUCAACCUGCAUCAAAUGUUUCAUUAGAUAACGAAAAUCUUCACUUUAUUAAUUUCAUUGGCAGCAAAAUGAUGAGGUAUCCACCAAAUGUUCGGAAUGCUGUAGAGCGUGCUAUAACAGAUGUAUUAUUUAAAGCUGAUGAAGGAUAUUAUAAUUUUUAUCCUAAACAGUACCCACAGCAGUUACAGCAAUGGCCUAGCAACAAUACGACAUGCACUACCUCUCAAACGCCCGCACCUCCCGUACGUGUGGAGGUACCCGCUAUUUCCCCAUAUGGAACGUUUUCUGAGCCAUCUCCCGCCUAUUCACAACUAUCUCAAGAAUCUUUCGACAUUCAAGAUUUGGUGUAA